GCGCGGCCGAGGCAGUCGCAGCGGGGCCAUCUUCGGCGGGCGAGCGGGCUCGGACUGUGCAGCCCGCACCUGUGCCCCUCGCCCGGCCCGAUGGCGCCGCGGCCGCUGGGCCCCCUGGUGCUGGCGCUGGGCGGCGCCGCGGCGGUGCUGGGCUCGGUGCUCUUCAUCCUUUGGAAGACCUACUUCGGCCGCGGCCGGGAGCGGCGCUGGGACCGGGGCGAGGCCUGGUGGGGCGCGGAGGCUCCCCGCCUCCGCGAGUGGGACGAGUGGGACCCCGAGGACGAGGAGGACGAGGAGCCAGCGCUAGAGGAGCUGGAGCAGCGCGAGGUGCUGGUGCUGGGGCUGGAUGGCGCGGGCAAGAGCACGUUCUUGCGCGUCCUGUCGGGGAAGCCACCGCUGGAAGGACACAUCCCCACGUGGGGCUUCAACUCCGUGCGGCUGCCCACCAAGGACUUUGAGGUGGACCUGCUAGAAAUUGGUGGCAGCCAGAACCUGCGCUUCUACUGGAAGGAGUUUGUGAAUGAGGUGGAUGUGCUGGUGUUUGUGGUGGACUCAGCUGACCGACUGCGGCUGCCCUGGGCCCGACAGGAGCUGCACAAGCUGCUGGACAAGGACCCUGACCUGCCUGUCGUCGUGGUGGCCAACAAGCAGGACCUGAGCGAGGCCAUGAGUAUGGUGGAGAUGCAGCAGGAGCUGGGCCUGCAGGCUAUCGAUAGCCAGCGGGAGGUUUUCCUCUUGGCGGCCAGCAUUGCCCCUGCAGGACCCAGCUCUGAAGAGCCUGGCACCGUGCACAUCUGGAAACUGCUCUUGGAACUUCUUUCCUAGGCUGGAGCUCUCCUCGCCACCUGCCUGUGAAGACCACAGUUGUACCACUGCUGCUUCAUUGCCAGACUGGGCCUGGGGCAAGAGCCACAUGGCAGCAUUUCCCUCCUCCCCUCCUUUCCCUCUUGAGAGCAGGGCCUGGGUAAGGCCAAGAACCAUGCAGAAGCCUUCAUAGUGAGGUGACCGUGAAGCUGAAGUAGGGAGGUGGGUGAAAGAGGGUGGGGAGGAUAAUGUCUGGCUCAUUCCAGACUGGAAUGUGGAUCUAGCUUUCCCUUCUCUGUACAGUGGGAUGCUCAGUGGGCUCAAUCCUUCCCUCCUUACAGCUGAGAAACUAGUGUAGGUGUCAGAAACACUCCUAGAGCCUCAAGGUCUCCCAGUCUAGACUCUUCCCUCCUGAUGAUGUCAUGCCCUUCUCACGUGGGCAGCUUCUGAGUGGUAACACAGCAAGCCUUUGCUCCCAGUCCUGCAUUGUACAGCCCCAGCUCUAUGUAAAUGACUUGUGGCCUUGUGCAAUCUCUGCCUCUCUGGCCCCAGGGCCAUUAUUUUUAAAGGGAGGUGGUUUCCUGAUUCGGAGAUGCCUUUCCCAGCCUUGGGAGUGUGAAGUGCUAGGAUGAACCUGGCGAUCCUAGCAAAGAGCUUUCUGAAGACCUCCCUGCUUUUCCCUGAGCCCAGGCCUGGUCUGCCAGCCUCACUUGACUACAGAAUAACUGAUAUUCAUCAACCAAACAGAAAAAGUGAAGGCUGGGAUUUUUCCCCACUAAUCUGGCAACAAGCUGCUGCUCUUGUACUAACUGUGCCAAUGACCAUGUUUACAGAAGUCAGGGGAAGGAACGAGCCUGUGUCCCUGGGAAGACGGUCAACUGGAGCUAGGUGUUGACCUCAGAACUGCAUUUUAUUUAUUAAUUUAUAAGAGAAACAGGCCAGAAUUCUAGGCUCUGUUUCUAGGUGCUGUUAUCAAAACCCCAGAUGAUAGUGAUAGAAAAUGUAGAACUUAGGAAAAUAGCUGGAAUCAUGAAUGGCAAUGAGAGAUAACAUACAGAUGUCAAUGGAGACCAAGCUGUAGGCUUCUUCCUACCACCGGGCCUUUGAGGCUGUCGUUGAUAUCUUAGUACUUUACGAGAACUCACAUGAACUGAAACUCUACCACUUGGCCUAGGAUGUUGAAAGGCUGCAAACUCCUUCUGGGUAGAUAGCAAAUGACUCUGAGAGAGGAUCUCUAUUAUAUGAUCUAGGUAAAAAGAUGGGGAAAAAAUUGUAUUAUGCGAUCCUAAGGAUAGGAAUAGCAGACUAGCCAACAGGAUGGCCUUGGGUAUGUCACUCAGUCUUUCUGGACUCAUUUUUUCCCCAGUGAAAGCCAAGUUGGACUGAAUUUCUGGACUUCUCAUCAGUGCACAUUCUGUGGUUCUCCAGCGCUUGGUGAUCAGUCCAUAAGGACUGGCUGUGUACUGACACUUACUGUUGGUACAGGCAAAGAGGAGCCUGUUGUCUGUUAGGGACCACUAAAUAAUCGACAACCACAAAUGGUUUGUUUUUUUUUUUUAAGGAAAGCUGUCCAGCUCAAUUUGCUGUCUGGUUGAGAAUAGAGAUGUGUGCCUUCAUUUCAUUUGACAUUUACCCAGCAUGCCUCCUCAGUUCCACACUGUGACCAGUGCAAUAAGAGGAACUAUGAUAAAAAUAGUUCAACAGGCAGGAAGGAAGGUGGGAAAUACUGAAGUCCAGAAGUGAGUGCGAUCAUUGGCAGAGUGGCUGCCGUGCCCUGGGGCUCCAUACACAUCAGAGUAGAAUCACUGUUCUUUAAAGUGCUGGUUCACUUUCUGCAGUAAGAAGUGAUUUAUGUGCUCUUAUAUAAAAUUUUAAGGAAUGACCUGGGUUUUAGAGUAGGCUUUGAAACUUUGCUGGCAGCUUUUCAUUUUGUCAUUGGAAGGGUAAGAGACUUUUCUCCUUU
This is a messenger RNA of Saimiri boliviensis boliviensis (Bolivian squirrel monkey), 2767 nucleotides long. RefSeq names its product ARF like GTPase 10 (gene ARL10). Gene Ontology annotation, molecular function: GTP binding; GTPase activity. The record is from RefSeq and is a predicted model, not a curated record. Lineage: Eukaryota; Metazoa; Chordata; Mammalia; Primates; Cebidae.